AUCACAAACUCGGUUGCUACUCAUAGGUGUGUCCUCGGAGCGUAGAUAGCUAGAAUCUAGCUGUACUGUUGUGAACAUGACAACAUGCACAGCAGCAAGACUCAGUGAUAAAAAGUGAACUCACAUCAUUACGAGGAAAAAGAUACAAAAACCGAAAAGCUGGGCUUCAUAAACUUGUAACUGCCGAAGCCAUCGCUGUAUUUUUCCAAACGAAAAAGUUGUUCUCACAAAAGGGCUGAAGUAGCUAAUGCAAACUGAGCGCAGUUGAUUGGACGGGAUUAACAAGAAAAGAUUGGGAGGAAGCAAAUAUGAACUGAAUUGAGUUGCAGUCGCUGGGAUUAUUUUCCACAUUUCUCCAUUCUCUUGGAAAUAACAGAAGAAACUGACAGCACGCCCACAAUGCACACCGUCAUGGCUGCGGCCAGCACUACCAAGACAUCCUGGAGGCUCCAGGAGAUGGUAGCUCACAGUAGUGACGUGUCAUCCCUGGCUCUGGGGAAGACCUCGGGUCGCCUGCUGGCCACAGGAGGAGAGGACUGCAGAGUCAACAUCUGGGCUGUCAACAAACCCAACUGUAUCAUGAGUUUAACCGGUCACACUAACCCAGUAGAAUGCAUCCAGUUCAGCAGCUCUGAGGAGCAGGUGGUGGCAGGGUCCCAGUCUGGAUCUCUGCGUGUGUGGGACCUGGAGGCGGCGAAGAUCUUGCGUACUCUGAUGGGACACAAGGCCAAUAUCUGUAGUCUGGACUUUAACCCAUUUGGAGAGUUCCUGGCCUCUGGGUCCAUGGAUACUAAUAUAAAGCUGUGGGAUGUGAGGAGAAAAGGUUGUGUUUUCAGAUAUAAGGGUCACACUCAGGCCGUCCGCUGUCUGGCCUUCAGCCCUGAUGGGAAGUGGCUUGCAUCUGCUAGUGACGACGCCACUAUAAAGCUAUGGGACCUGCAAGCGGGAAAAAUGAUCACAGAAUUCACCUCCCAUACAGCAGCAGUCAACAUUGUUCAGUUCCACCCUAAUGAGUAUCUGCUGGCCUCAGGUAGCGCAGACAGGACCAUUAAACUGUGGGAUCUGGAAAAGUUUAAGAUGAUUGGCUCAUCGGAGGGAGAAACCGGAGCUGUCAGGUGUGUAGCGUUCAGUCCUGAUGGGGGCUGCCUAUUCAGUGGCUCUGUGGACACGCUGCGGGUGUACGGCUGGGAGCCCGACCGCUGCUUUGAUGUGGUGCCAGUGGGAUGGGGCAAGGUGGCAGACCUUGCCAUCUGCAACAACCAGCUGAUUGGUGUGUCAAGCAGUCAGUGCACAGUGAGCUCAUACGUUGUGGAUCUGAACAGGGUCAAGCGGUCCGGCUCUGUGAUCCAGGGCGUGAUCCAGGAUAACAAGCCACUAGCAGAGCCGCCAUCUAAAGGAGCAACGAUUCGGCGCAACUAUGAGCGCCCAAUCACCUCCUGUACUGGACAGAGAAUGAAGCAGAACUCUGAGUCGGACAGGCGGAGUCCAGAGGGCGAGCAUCGCAGCCCCAGCAGUGAGGAUGAGCGAGAGGAGAAGGAGAGCAGCGCAGAGAUCACCAACCCCGACGACUACAAAGAGAUCUUCCAGCCACGCAGCGCCAUCUCUCGGACACCUCCCAAAAGAACUGAACCUUUUCCAGCCCCACUAGACGAUGCUGAAAGUUUCCCAGUGAAGCCUAAUCAGAUCGACAUCGUGACCCCAGUAUCUGAUAGAGCAGCACCUUUUAACCUAAAAGCCCAGCCAAUAGCAACCUCCACGCCUGUCCUAAGGGUGGAGCCAACUAUAGUAGCCACUGCUCCACGCUCUGUUCCUGUGGUGACGUCGUCUGUUGCCCCCGCAAACCGACCCACUGUUACCACGGCGAAGACGAGGCAGCAGCCAGCUGUAAUCAUGUCCUCUCGGAACAAACCAAUUGGACUCAAUGUGGGAGACUUUCUGCCGCCUGGUGGGAUGACCGACGAGGAGGCUUUGGGUCAGAUUAAGAAAGGUCACGACACAAUGUGUGUGAUGUUGUCCAGUCGCUGCAAGAACCUCAACACUGUCCGAGCGGUGUGGGGCAGUGGAGACAUCAAGACAUCCCUCGACUCUGCUGUGUCAAUAAAGGAUCUCUCAAUAGUGGUGGACAUUCUCAACAUUGUCAACCUCAAACCGUCGCUAUGGAAACUGGACCUGUGCACAUCCAUCCUGCCUCAGAUUGAAGUGCUGCUGCAAAGCAAAUAUGAGAGUUAUGUGCAGACAGGAUGUGUCUCCCUGAAACUGAUUCUGAAGCGCUUCUGGCCUCUAAUCUCGGACACACUCACAGCACCGCCCUCGGUGGGAGUGGACAUCACACGGGAGGAAAGGCAUCGGAAGUGUAAGGCAUGCUACAAGCAGCUGCUGAACCUCCAUAAAGUUGUGAAGAAUCAAGCGAAGCAAGUGGGUCGCCAUGGUAGCACUUUUACAGAACUCCAACUACUGAUGGCUCCUCUGGACAACUGACUUGCACGUGCAAACACACACACACACACACACACACACACACACACACACACACACACACACACACAGUAUUUCUGAACACUAAGUGUAUACCUUUUCACAUUCCCUUUCUUCUUGGCUUUCACACAUAAACACUUACAGCCUAAAUAUGGCUGAGAUUUGAAAAGCCCAUAGUGGGCAUAGACAGGGAGAGGCACAUGAAAGCGCUGCACUUAACAGGUGGUUGGUAUGUAUGUGGUGAGUGACUAAGCGUAUAGCUCUAGUUGACCUUAAGAGAGGGAAAUGUCCUCUUUUGAUUGUACAGUAGUUUUGUUGGACUUUCUUUUACUUCUGAAUUCUAUUUCUCAACUUGAUUUCUAUUUCUUUUUUUCUACUUGAACCAUUGCUCACCAAUGAGAAGAAUUUAUUGUCAAGACAAUAAACUAAAUCCUUUGUAAAA
Messenger RNA from Alosa alosa (allis shad), 2917 nucleotides. RefSeq names its product katanin p80 WD40 repeat-containing subunit B1-like. Lineage: Eukaryota; Metazoa; Chordata; Actinopteri; Clupeiformes; Clupeidae. Gene Ontology annotation, molecular function: microtubule binding. Gene Ontology annotation, biological process: microtubule depolymerization; microtubule severing. The record is from RefSeq and is a predicted model, not a curated record. Gene Ontology annotation, cellular component: katanin complex.